AUGGCUAAUGCUUUGAGUUGGCUGAUCUUAUUCUGUAGCCUUAGGAUCUUCCUGACAGGGACCUCUUCCCCCUCACCAGAGAGCAAUGUAGACUGCCAGACCCAGUGUCUCAUAGACUGCAAGCAGGGACAUUACUACACAGCUGGCAACUGCUUGGAAUGUCCUACAGGCUUCUAUUGCCCUGGGGGUCAAAAAGCUCCAAGGAAAUGCCCACUGGGAACAGCCAAUGAACUUACAGCUCAAGUGGACAUCACAGCCUGCCAGGUCUGUCCUGAUGGUUAUCUCAGCCUAGAGAGUGGAGCUGGAUGUCGUGCAUGCCCUGAUGGCUAUUCGUGUGAUCCACGUAGUGGUGUGCAGAGGAGCUGCAGCCCUGGCCAGUAUUCUCCAGAGGGAGAAUCACAGUGCCUGGGAUGUCCAGAGAACCACGUCUGCCCAGAUGGAAAGAGCAAGCAGCACUGUUUGGCCGGGCAGGAGCCAGAUCCAAGCCACACUCACUGUGUUACCUAUGCCCGUGGUUCUGUCUCAGCUGAAGACAUGCUGAUAUGCCAACCCUGUCCAGCAGGUCACUUCUGUGCAGGCAGCCUUACAGACACUCCUCCAUGCCCAGCAGGGAGCUACAAACCCAAAGAGGAGAUUCUGAUGCCCAGCAGCAGCUCCUCGUUCUUACCUGGUGUGUGUCAUAAUAUUUUGCAGUGGGAGUGA
Molecule: messenger RNA, 702 nt
Organism: Phasianus colchicus (ring-necked pheasant)
Lineage: Eukaryota; Metazoa; Chordata; Aves; Galliformes; Phasianidae
Source: RefSeq, a predicted model, not a curated record